GGCGUCGGGGCGCCGCCUCCAGUUGAUUGGCCGGGCUUGGAGGACCGCCAGGGCCGCGGAGGGGAGGAGGAGGCCGAACCGCGACGCCUGGCAGGGCUGGGCCGAGCCGAGCGCCAGAGCCACCGGUGCCUGGACCCCGGUCCGAAUCCCAACCGCGGUGCCGCCGCCAUGCGCUGGGUCCGCGCGCUGCUGAAGAAUGCGUCCCUGGCAGGGGCACCCAAGUACAUCGAGCACUUCAGCAAGUUCUCUCCGUCCCCGUUGUCCAUGAAGCAGUUUCUGGACUUCGGGUCCAGCAAUGCCUGUGAGAAAACCUCAUUCACCUUCCUCAGGCAGGAGCUGCCUGUGCGCCUGGCCAACAUCAUGAAAGAAAUCAACCUGCUUCCUGACAGGGUGCUGAGCACACCCUCGGUGCAGCUGGUACAGAGUUGGUAUGUCCAGAGUCUCCUGGACAUCAUGGAGUUUCUGGACAAGGACCCUGAGGACCGUCAUACCCUGAGCCAGUUCACUGAGGCCCUGGUCACCAUCCGGAACCGCCAUAAUGAUGUGGUGCCCACCAUGGCACAGGGCGUGCUGGAGUACAAAGAUGCUUAUGGCGAUGACCCCGUGUCCAACCAGAACAUCCAGUACUUCCUGGACCGAUUCUAUCUCAGCCGCAUCUCUAUCCGCAUGCUCAUCAACCAGCACACCCUGAUCUUUGAUGGUAGCACCAACCCAGCCCACCCCAAACACAUCGGCAGCAUUGACCCCAACUGCAGCGUCUCUGAGGUGGUGAAAGAUGCCUAUGACAUGGCCAAGCUCCUGUGUGACAAGUAUUACAUGGCCUCACCUGACCUGGAGAUCCAGGAGAUCAGUGCAUCCAAAUCUAAACAGCCAAUUCACAUGGUUUAUGUCCCCUCCCACCUCUACCACAUACUUUUUGAACUCUUCAAGAAUGCCAUGCGAGCAACCGUGGAAAGCCAUGAAUCCAGCCUCAUUCUCCCACCUAUCAAGAUCAUGGUGGCCUUGGGCAAGGAAGAUCUGUCCAUCAAAAUGAGUGACCAAGGUGGGGGUGUCCCCUUGAGGAAGAUUGAGCGACUCUUCAGCUACUUGUACUCCACAGCACCCACCCCCCAGCUCGGCACUGGGGGGACUCCACUGGCCGGCUUCGGGUACGGUCUCCCCAUUUCCCGUCUCUAUGCCAAGUACUUCCAGGGGGACCUGCAGCUCUUCUCCAUGGAAGGCUUUGGGACCGACGCUGUCAUUUAUCUCAAGGCCUUGUCCACGGACUCGGUGGAGCGCCUGCCCGUCUACAACAAGUCAGCCUGGCGCCACUACCAGACCAUCCAGGAGGCCGGCGACUGGUGCGUGCCCAGUACGGAGCCCAAGAACACGUCCACGUACCGUGUCAGCUAGGGGCCACCCAAGAGGACGGACUGCUGUCUCUGGGGCCGGCCACCACGGUGACCCUCCUCAUCACCGCCCCCAGGUGGGAAGAGGCUCUCCCUGAUGACCAGCUUGUGUCUGUGGAAACCACUGCGGUGACUAGUCUGUGGUGGCCCCUAAGUGCCAAUCUCUGUCUCCACGGCGACCCUUAAGUGGUCUCCCCAGUGUCCAAUCUCUGUGGGCGAUCUCUGAGGAUUGGGGGAUGUCUCUACCGUGCUGAAGUGCCCCAAAGAUACAUUUCCGUGGCAGUCCUCUCUGAGACCAGAGCUGCCACUUUUCUGCCAGGGGUCCUGGGUCCCCCUCACUGCCCUCCACAGCCUGGCCUUCCAAGUGGACACUCUUGCUUGCCUUAUUCCCUUAGCCCACACAGGCACCCCAGCCCUGGUCUUGUGUCAGUGUUAGAAUGUGACCAGGUGUCCCCCAGGUCUGGGUGGUGGGUAGUGAAAGAGGUUGCAAUUUGGAUCCCUGGUCUGGGACCUGGUCUUGCAGCCCCUCCCUCCACUCUGAGCUUCAGGUCAAGGUUGGGAGGGAAGGAGUUCUUACCCGGAGCUCACCCCUAAAGCUCACCCUUAAAGCAGAGUUACCAGGGCGGACCCUGAGGUCAGCACCCAGCUAGGCUGCUCGAAGCCCUGCAGGUGGCCCCAGCAGUGUUUCGGCCACCUCCCAAGCCCUUCCCCGCAUGUCCUAAUGUGCAUACACCCACCCACCUGCCUUACACCCACACCGCCUGCCUGAGCUCCAGACCCCAGUUCCCAUUGUGCACGGACACACGCGUGCUCGGGGUGGCUUUCUCCCUAGAAUGUUCUGUGUAUAUAGCUAGUUUUAUAGCCCUGAACGCCCCCACCCUUCCCCUUAGCACACAGGGGGUUAAAGUUGUGUGCUCCUCCCAGUGGCUGUGAUGGUGACAGUGACAUCUACAGUAAAGAGGAGAUCCA
Molecule: messenger RNA, 2357 nt
Organism: Pteropus alecto (black flying fox)
Lineage: Eukaryota; Metazoa; Chordata; Mammalia; Chiroptera; Pteropodidae
Gene: PDK2
Product: pyruvate dehydrogenase kinase 2
Exons: 11
Coding region: 169-1392 (407 amino acids)
Biological process (GO): regulation of glucose metabolic process; protein phosphorylation
Cellular component (GO): mitochondrion
Molecular function (GO): pyruvate dehydrogenase (acetyl-transferring) kinase activity
Source: RefSeq, a predicted model, not a curated record